CGCUUCCAUCCAUAGAUGAAUUCGCUGUCAAUGGCCCGCUGGUGGACGUGUUUUCUAUGAAUGCAUUGGCUUUUUAUAGUCAAAUGCCAAAGAUUUUAGUUGUUAUGGAUUUCUUAUAUUUUUUAUGGAUAUUGCCAACGGUGUGGGCUGUCGAAGAAAUCCUCAUGGACUCCACCACAGCCACAGCAGAGCUGGGUUGGACCAUUUACCCAUCACAAGGGUGGGAGGAGGUGAGCGGCUACGAUGAGAACAUGAACACCAUCCGCACUUACCAGGUGUGCAACGUCUUCGACAUCAAUCAGAACAACUGGGUCAGGACCAAGUACAUCCGUCGACGAGGGGCACAGCGCAUCCAUGUCCAGAUGAAGUUCUCAGUGCGGGAUUGCAGCUCCAUCCCAAAUGUCCCCGGCUCCUGCAAGGAGACCUUUAACCUCUACUACUACGAGUCAGACUCAGACACAGCCAACAAGGUGUCCCCGGCCUGGAUGGAGAACCCCUGGAUUAAGGUGGACACCAUUGCGGCUGACGAGUCGUUCUCCCAGGUGGACCUGGGCGGGCGGGUGAUGAAGAUAAACACGGAGGUGCGGAGCUUUGGCCCUGUUUCACGGCACGGCUUCUACCUGGCCUUCCAGGACUACGGCGCCUGCAUGUCGCUCAUCGCUGUGCGCGUCUUCUACAGAAAGUGCCCCCGUGUGGUCCAGAACGGUGCCGUCUUCUCAGAGACGCUCUCAGGGGCAGAGAGCACCUCCCUGGUGGCGGCAAGGGGGGUGUGUGUGCCCAAUGGGGAGGAGGUGGAUGUGCCCAUUAAGCUGUACUGUAAUGGGGACGGAGAGUGGAUGGUGCCUAUCGGAAGAUGCAUGUGUAAAGCCGGGUUUGAGGCGGUGGAGAAUGGCACAGUCUGCAGAGCAUGUGUGUCUGGGUUCUUCAAGCCAGCACAGGGAGACCACAAGUGUCUUCAGUGUCCCAUCAACAGUCGCACCACCAACGAGGGAGCCACCAACUGUGUGUGCCGCAAUGGCUACUACCGCACCGACUCCGACCCGCCCCAGAUGCCCUGCACCACCAUACCCUCCGCACCCCAGAGCGUCAUCUCCAUGGUGAACGAGACUUCCUUGAGGCUGGAGUGGAGCACUCCGCGUGAGGCUGGCGGCCGGGACGACGUGGUCUAUAACAUCAUCUGCAAGAGCUGCGGCGGCGGGCGGGGCGGGUGCACGCGCUGCGGAGACAACGUACAGUUUGGGCCUCGUCAGCUGGGACUGACCGAGACGCGCGUGCACAUCAGCGACCUGCUGGCACACACGCAGUACACCUUUGAGAUCCAGGCCGUCAACGGGGUGUCAGACCAGAGCCCCUACUCACCACAGUACUCCUCAGUCAACAUCACCACCAACCAAGCUGCACCAUCCGCUGUGUCCAUCAUGCACCAGGUCAGCCGGACACCUGACAGCAUCACCCUGUCCUGGUCCCAGCCUGACCAGCCCAAUGGCCUCAUCCUUGACUAUGAGCUGCAGUACUAUGAAAAGAGUCAGGCAGAGUGGAACUCCUCUGUAGUCAGGAGUCAGACCAACACGGCCAUCAUCCGCAGUCUGAAGGCCGGGGCCAUCUACGUGUUCCAGGUGCGGGCUCGUACCGUGGCCGGGUUUGGACGUUUCAGCGGAAAGAUGUAUUUUCAGACUAUGACUGAAGAGGAAUAUAAGUCCAGCAUACAGGAGAAACUGCCGCUCAUCAUUGGUUCAGCUGCUGCGGGUGUCGUCUUCAUCAUCGCUAUUGUUGUGGUAGUAAUCGUUUGCAAUCGAAGAACUGUGGAGAGACCAGAGUCUGAGUAUACGGACAAGUUGCAGCAAUACACCAGUGGGCAUAAAGUGUCCCCUGGAAUGAAAAUCUACAUUGACCCAUUUACGUAUGAGGACCCCAAUGAGGCAGUCAGAGAGUUUGCCAAGGAGAUAGAUAGCUCGUGUGUGAAGAUUGAGCAAGUCAUCGGUGCAGGAGAGUUUGGGGAGGUGUGCAGUGGGAACCUUCGACUCCCUGGGAAGAGAGAGAUCCUGGUGGCCAUUAAGACCCUCAAAGCCGGCUAUACUGAGAGACAGAGGCGAGACUUCCUUUCUGAGGCGGCAAUUAUGGGCCAGUUUGACCACCCCAACAUAAUCCACCUGGAGGGCGUGGUCACCAAGAGCAAUCCUGUCAUGAUCAUCACUGAGUUCAUGGAGAACGGAUCUCUGGAUUCAUUCCUCAGGCAAAACGAUGGCCAGUUCACGGUGAUCCAGCUGGUUGGAAUGCUGCGUGGAAUCGCCUCAGGCAUGAAGUACCUGUGUGACAUGAACUACGUCCAUCGCGACCUGGCAGCACGCAACAUCCUGGUCAACAGCAACCUGGUGUGCAAGGUGUCUGACUUUGGUUUGUCUCGUUUUCUUGAGGACGACACUUCAGACCCCACCUAUACUAGCGCCCUGGGAGGAAAGAUCCCCAUCCGAUGGACAGCUCCUGAAGCUAUACAGUACAGGAAAUUCACUUCCUCCAGUGAUGGGUGGAGCUAUGGAAUUGUGAUGUGGGAAGUGAUGUCUUAUGGAGAGAGGCCAUACUGGGAUAUGAGUAAUCAAGAUGUGAUCAACGCCAUAGAACAGGACUAUCGGUUACCGCCCCCUAUGGACUGCCCUAGUGCAUUGCACCAGCUCAUGCUGGACUGCUGGCAGAAGGAUCGCAACAAUCGUCCCAAAUUCAGCCAGAUUGUCAACACCUUGGACAAGAUGAUCCGUAACCCCAACAGUCUGAAGGCCAUGACACCUCUCUCAUCAAGUGUUCACCUACCUCUGCUGGACCGCAGCACGCCAGACUUUGCAUCCUUCAGCACCGUGGACGAAUGGCUGGAUGCCAUCAAGAUGGGCCAGUACAAGGACAACUUUGCCAAUGCAGAGUUCACAAGCUUUGACGUGGUCUCCCAAAUGACCAUGGAGGACAUUCUUAGAAUUGGGGUGACGCUUGCUGGACACCAGAAGAAGAUCCUGAACAGCGUUCAGUCCAUGAGGGCCCAGAUGAACCAGAUAACCUCUAUAGAGGUCUGACCUUAAAUAUGGGGAGGACAUCAAGGCAGGACCCCUAUCCCCAGGUCUCGGUCCCAGCCUGGUCUCUGUCUCAGACUGUGAGCCCCACUAACCCCCACACCUCACCCAACUCACACCCUCUGCCAGACUGGACAGUUCAGUUGGUAGCUGUGUUCAGUUACUCACUGUGCUCUAUGAUAGUUGGAAGAAAACCACAGCCCUCACAUCCUCUGUCCAGUCUGCUCUGUUUCAUGUUCAGUUAGAACUGCAGCAGUCCCUGUGUGCAGUCAACAGCGGUCCUGAGUCUACAACCGUGUCAAGUCUGACUUCAGUCUCUCUGUGUAUUUUUUCUGAAGAUGCAGUCUUUAUUAACUAGUAUGACUUCGUUUAUGUAUGUUGUAUAUUAUUUAUGUUGACUCCCAGGUGGAAAUUAAGCAGAGAACCUGCCCUUUAAAAGGGCCUUUAAUGAAAAGUGUUGGGAUCCUGCCUAGUGGGACCUCCACAUCAUUCUCUACCAUCCAGCUAUGAUAUUAUUCAGCAGACCUGACCAGUAUUCUCAAAUGGAGCGAACGAUUUGUGGGUAGGCAAUAUGAACAAGUGAAAGAACUGUGUAGUUCCAUGGUCUUGCACGCUGUGACAUGGUCUGUAACAAGGGUUAUGAGCUGGAAAAACAGAAGCUCCUCAAAUGGCUCAUCUUCGGACCAUCCAGCCUGGCCCAGGAGAACUGACUGACCCUGUGAAUAACAUCCCGAUUACACUGCGAAAAAGGUGUAAUGAAUAGUUCUGUUUCCUACACUUCCCAUUUCUCUUUCUCUCUCUCUCUCUCUCUCUCUCUCUCUCUCUCUCUCUCUCUCUCUCUCUC
Molecule: messenger RNA, 3900 nt
Organism: Osmerus eperlanus (European smelt)
Lineage: Eukaryota; Metazoa; Chordata; Actinopteri; Osmeriformes; Osmeridae
Gene: ephb2a
Product: eph receptor B2a
Exons: 16
Coding region: 57-3059 (1000 amino acids)
Biological process (GO): protein phosphorylation; axon guidance; ephrin receptor signaling pathway
Cellular component (GO): plasma membrane; dendrite
Molecular function (GO): ATP binding; protein binding; transmembrane-ephrin receptor activity
Source: RefSeq, a predicted model, not a curated record